Molecule: messenger RNA, 6335 nt
Organism: Maylandia zebra (zebra mbuna)
Lineage: Eukaryota; Metazoa; Chordata; Actinopteri; Cichliformes; Cichlidae
Gene: kcnq5a
Product: potassium voltage-gated channel, KQT-like subfamily, member 5a
Biological process (GO): potassium ion transmembrane transport
Cellular component (GO): membrane; voltage-gated potassium channel complex
Molecular function (GO): voltage-gated potassium channel activity
Source: RefSeq, a predicted model, not a curated record
UGAGAGUGAGUUGAGUAACAAAGAGAGUGUGGGAGAACCCUCCCCCCCGUCAAAUGUAUCGAUGGAUCCACACCUUCAUAACCCAACUCUUCUUCAGCUUCGCGCAGAUGGCCAAAGUGUUCAAGCCAGACCGUGAAACUGUUCAGCCAAUAGAUUAGUUAUUUAACUCUUCAUCCACUGCUUUGUUGUACUUAGUGUGUAGUGAAAGUCAAAGUAGCCACACACCCUCUGGCCCAAAAGCACUUGGCCACACGUGAAUGCCUGCCGGUCUCCCAGCGCACUCCACGCUUGCGCUAGUUAUGCCAUGCCGCGAAGUCAUACCGGCGACGAAAGCGGCGGCAGCGGGAUCUGGCUAAAGACCUCGACUGGACGUCGGGGGCAGGACUACCCACUAAAAGAUGUGGAGUGCGGACGGCAGACUAUGAAUAACGUUGUGGGUGUCGGGGACGGUCUCCUGUCUCCAGCCGCGGCAGGUGCGGUGGGAGCGGAGAGGAAACAGGGCGCCCGCCUGAGUCUGCUGGGGAAGCCGCUGACCUACAGCGCGCAGAGCAACCGCAGAAACGCACGCUACCGGCGGCUCCAGAAUUACCUCUACAACGUUUUGGAAAGACCGAGGGAAUGGGCUUUUGUUUACCACGCUUUUGUGUUUAUCCUGGUAUUCGGAUGUCUAGUUCUCUCUGUGUUUUCCACCAUCCCUGCUCACCAGGAGUUCUCAUCGCACUGCCUGCUCAUCCUGGAGUUUGUGAUGAUUGUAGUGUUUGGCCUGGAGUACAUCAUCCGAAUAUGGAGUGCUGGCUGUUGUUGCCGCUAUCGAGGCUGGCAGGGACGUCUCCGCUUUGCCAGAAAACCGUUUUGUGUCAUAGACAUCAUCGUACUUAUCGCCUCAGUUGCUGUGGUUUCAGCUGGUAGCCAGGGUAACAUCUUUGCCACAUCUGCGCUGCGUAGCCUUCGCUUCCUUCAGAUCCUGCGCAUGGUGCGCAUGGACCGUAGGGGAGGGACCUGGAAACUGCUUGGAUCUGUAGUUUACGCACAUAGUAAGGAGCUGGUGACUGCCUGGUAUAUAGGGUUUCUGGUGUUGAUCUUCUCCUCCUUCUUGGUCUAUCUGGUGGAGAAAGAAUUCAACAAGGAGUUUGCCACCUACGCUGAUGCUCUGUGGUGGGGCACGAUCACCCUUACAACUAUUGGCUACGGUGACAAGACCCCACAGACGUGGACGGGGCGGUUAUUAUCAGCGUGUUUUGCUCUGCUGGGGAUCUCCUUCUUUGCCCUGCCAGCUGGCAUCCUAGGUUCAGGCUUUGCCCUGAAGGUGCAGGAGCAGCAUCGACAAAAGCACUUUGAAAAAAGGAGGAACCCAGCUGCCAGCCUCAUCCAGGCAGCUUGGCGUAUGUACUCCACCGACGGUGCUCGUCCCUACCUCAGAGCCACCUGGCACCACUACCAAAGCGCUCUCCCCCCCCUCAGGCAUGUAUCCCCUCCACCAGCACCACCACCAUCACUGCCCCACCUCCCUUCAACAUCCCCCAACCGCACCGCAUCAACACUCCCCCCGAAAACUAAUCAGUGUGUCUGGCGUAGUUAUGCUGCUGAUGAGAACUCGGUUUCCAUUGCUACCUGGAAGCCUCAUUUGAAGGCGUUGCAUACCUGCAGCCCCGCCAAGAAAGAGCAGGGCGAGGCUACUUACAGUAAGGGUCUAAGUAAUGGAAGGCUCUUCAGAAGGUAUUCUCGGAAAUAUAGGAGUCAGAAGUUGAGCUUUAAGGAACGGGUCCGCAUGGCGAGCCCUCGUGGUCAGAGUAUGAAGAGUCGGCAGACGUCCAUGAAUGACCGCCAACGCUGUUCCCCUGGCAACGAGAUGGUGGGCAGCACAGAACUGAUGGGCGGCAGCCCUGCCAAAGUGCAGAAGAGCUGGAGCUUCAAUGAUCGGACCCGGUUUAGGCCGUCUCUGAGGUUGAAGAGCCAGCCUCGUACAGCUGUCCCAGAUGUGGACACAGGCAUGACCACAGAGGAAUCCUUUGAUGAGCGAGGGUGCCACUGCGAUGUUACUGUGGAGGAUCUAUCAGCACCUCUCAAGGCUGUCAUCAGAGCUGUCAGGAUCAUGAAGUUCCACGUAGCAAAGAAGAAGUUUAAGGAGACGCUGCGUCCGUAUGAUGUGAAGGACGUGAUUGAGCAGUACUCUGCAGGUCACCUGGAUAUGCUCUGUCGCAUCAAGAGCCUUCAGACCAGACUAGACUCUGUAGUGGGUCCUCCUCCAAGGCCUUUGCGCAGCCGUGGAAAGACCUUUUCCUCUCCCUCCCUGCAUUUAUAUUACAGCCAGACCAGCAGGAAACGGUCGACACCGGGGGUGGAUCAGAUCUUGGGAAAAGGCCAGAUUCCUGUGGAUAAAAAAAUGAGGGACAAACUGCACCCAGAUGGAGACUCCCUAGAGGGCAUGAGCAUGCUUGGACGUGUGUGUAAGGUGGAGAGGCAGGUAACUUCCAUUGAAUCAAAGCUGGACUCUUUGCUGGAUAUUUACCGCCAAGUCCUACAGAAAGGCCCCUCAGCACUCACCCUCUCCUCCCUCCCCCUGUUUGAGCUGGAGAACCAGCAUCAUAACUCGGACUACCCGACCUCAAUCAUUGGCAGGGAUCUUCCCUCCCAUCAGGGAGGUGAGCCUGUUGGAAGCGGAGGACACAACAGUGGCGGCAUGCGUCGUUCUCUCAAUCCCAACCCGAGAGGCUUGCGGCUCAUACUGGCACCAGCUGAUGAUGAUGCUCCUCCGGACUCAGCCCCUCCAUCCUAUCCACCAUCCACAGCCUCGCUCUCCCCAUCACCUCUGCUGCCCCCUGAUAGCCCUUAUCCAACUUUGGUCACCACCAAUGGUACCCCGAAAAAAGCACACUUCCCUGAUCUGCCGCCCCCACCUUCCUCGACGGGGAAUUUCACUCUUCAACUCCCCCCUAUGGUACAUCCCUCUCACCUCCGAUGCCCUGCUGACCCGAUCUCAGAUGAUCUGACAGAUGGAGUGGCAGUGGACGAGGAAAGCUCUGGCCCCUCUGUUGUUGUAGGAUGCAGUGUGGAUUCUGACCAAGAAGGUGACAACGAGGCAGCCUUUGGCCAGGGAACGGUUCAGCUGCGGGAGAAGCCUGGCUUGAAAGCUGAGGGGGUCUGGAGGAGGCACAUGAGCCUUGAGGUGAAGCCCUUGCUGCUUCUCUCUUCGAGCCCAGAUGGGAUGGCUUCAGACUGGGAAGGUGGUCUUGGGAAGUCGAUCUCUGUGCAGAACCUCAGUCAACCUUUGACCAACCGUGCCCCUGGUCUCUCCUCUGCACUCAACAACAGCAGCAGCAGCAAUGGUAGCGAACGCAGCACUGCCCAUGAUGAUCUUAACAACUGGGAUGAUACAAAACUCUUUAUUAGAGAGUGCAAAUUACAAACAUCAGAGGAACAUUUCGACUUCCUGUCACAGGGACCUGGAAGCAGCACCUCAGACCUUUUAAAGACUGUGGAGGAGGCUGCACCUCACCCAAAAGGAAAGUCAGAGUUUCUCAGUCAGUCCUCACACAUACAGCUGGCAUAACCACACUUACUGACAGACACACAUUUCCAUACUGUAUGUAAACACCACUGUGGGUGAAGCCACUUUUUAAAAUAUUUUUACAGGGCAGUAAACAGAUUAUGUUGCAAGUUUUACAAAUAAAUCCUUUCUAUAUGAACAAUGUUUUGAUAUUUUGUCUAACACUUUUAUUCCCAGUUGCAUACACACUUUUCAUAGGGUACUAAAAUUACUACAGCCUAUACAGUAAAUGAAUGUACACGUAUGUAUGCAAGUGGCCAUACUCAUGUAAGACAAAAUAUACAAUCAAUACACAAAAAUGAAAAUAACCUUACUGGAAAAACAAUAUUUUGUUUUUAUACAAAAAUGACCAAGUUUUUCAUAUUUACUAUCAUAAAUUAAAGAAAAAGAUGCUUAAUUUGAAGAGGAAUCUUGGAAGGAAUCCUAAUUUUAUUUCUAGAUCCAGACUUGUUGGAAAAGCUGUAGAUGCCAAUCAAAUAAUGGGGCGCAUUGUGAGAAACGGUUACUGUCCAACAAUUUUACAUUUUUGCUGAGUCUGACUCAGCAGCAAACCCAGUUUCGAGUCUAACUUUUCACUUUACAAAUUAAAGGAUAAUGGAAGAAGAAUGCUGAAUAACUGUCUCACAGCCAGAACUACUUCACUCUAACUCAUUGGUCAGCUUCUACGCACGUGGUGAAACCAGCAAUCACAUGUACAUGCACAUCCGCCGAACUCUUUUACACUCUGACAGUUGUGACCAUUAACAAUAACUACUACUACUCUAAGAAAGGCCAACAUGACAAAGAGCUGAGACUGACUAAGAACUUUUCUUGGAAGAAGCAGAGAGUCACUCACUCUGCUAGUUCACUGUCUGUCUUUGGCAACUUAAAAUUUCAUCUUUUACUUACUCUAUGCUUUCAUACAUAUCACUACAUGGACAGUUUGAAAAACGAAAUAUAAAUAAAGGGAAUAAAGGGUGAGGCCUGGUGUGAGAAAAACAGCUGAAGUAUAAAAACUUAAAGGUUGAACCAGGGUUGCAUGUGUGCAGACUACAGAAAUCUCGUUUUCUUCAUUUCCUACAAUUGCUGAAGUGUUUGUUAAUGUUGAUGUGGUUGGAUUGUUGGUCUAAUCUGUCAGCAAACUGUAACUAAAUUUGAAUGCAGCAGACCUAAUGGGAAGAAAUGUCCUAUCAGCACUGACUUAAAACAAGUGUUGGAAUUUCUCCCACUUGGUUUGGAUAGUAGCCCAGUAAGUUGGAUGCAGCUGUUUUGAAUAUUGAACUGUGGUAGACUUUUAAGUGGGCUUUCUCAGCCAAGCAUGAGAUGCUGCAUGUCUAAGCUGUAAUUCAAAAGUGCUCAUGCAUUUCCUGGUGACUCAGACCUCCAUCUGCAUGUCAAAAUAAUGUUUGCUCCAAACUUUUAACAAAACGGUACGAACAAAGUCUGCCUACAUGAUCAAUAUUAUCUGAACUAAUUUGAUAGAAGUUAAAACCUCUGUUGCUACUUAUGUGGAUAACCCACUUACUAUUUUAUGACAAAACUACAACAUUUAAAGGCCAUUCGUUGUGAUCAAACUAGAAAAACCUCAUUGAUAUUUUCUGUGACUUCUCUGAUGAAGACUGAUCUUAGAUUGAGAUUAUAUGUGGCUUAUAUAAGGACUCUUUUCACCAGGAUGUUGGUACGCACUUCAUCCUCACUCACCUCAGUCCUAAUUAGAAUAUUUAACCAUUCUGGGUUUUAUUGUCACUAUCUCGAAAAUGACUAAAGUGGACCGUUUAUAUUAUGGUACAUUUAAUCUUUAAGGAGAUGUAGAGGCUUGUAUGUUUUCAGUGUUAGAUUUUUGAAAAACUGGUGUCUUGAAAGUGUCUUAAUAAACAGUGUUUGUAUUGCUGCCUUUCUUUCUUUUAGAUAGGUUGACUGGUGUUUAAAUGAGAAUUAUGCACAAAAACUAUGUCAGCCAUCUUCAUUUUUGUUAGUCAUUUUGAUUUGUUUUGUAUGUUGUCACAGAAGUCUUAAAAUGUAUUGUUUGUGCUAUUCGUGUCCUUUUAUUCAUCAUUUUUUCUGUUAUAUCCCCAGAGAGUUAAGUGCAUUUCUUAGAAUAUUAACAUCCUAUAAAAGAAUAUAGCGAGUAUUAUCUUCUGUCAAAUGACAACUGCUAACACUUGUAGACUGAUUUUAAAGUGUUUUAUAGACCAUGCAGAAGUUGUUCUGGUAUGAUAAAAUAUAUUGUCAUCAUGAAAGCACAGUGUGUUUCUGUUGAGAUUGACCUGGAAAUGUGACAUUGUAGUUUAUGCUUAUGUAAUAUUGACAUAGAUUUGAGUUGUAGCUAUUGAUUGAGCUUUGUUAAAAAUGAGAACAGGCCAAAUCCAUAAGCAACAAUGAAGCAAAACACCAAACACAGAUGGGACAACCUUAAAAACUGCAAUUGUUGCCCUCCCCCUCCCAAAGAAAACAUGCCUAUUUUUGCUGUCGGUAUAUUGCUUGAGAAUCCUCCUAUUAUUUUUUUCUUCUUCACGGAGCUAUAAAGGCCUCGUUUGCCUACAGACUAUGCAUAUUGUAUAGUUGAAGUCAAACUCCUGCUUUUCAGUUGGGCAUCCAGUUCACUUAAGUUAUGUCGCCUUGGUCACAGACUUUAUAUGGCUUUGAUGGCUAAUAAUACCAUUUCUGUAUUGCUUGAACGAUAAUUUAUUACACAACUGGCCUUAAAGCUUGAUAAUGUUAACUUUAUUAUUUCUUUGAAAUUAAUUUAUUAAAGUGCACACUAUGUUCUCUGGAUGAGAAAUGCAAAGAAUUUUAUUAUUCAUUAAUA